Molecule: messenger RNA, 780 nt
Organism: Trichomonas vaginalis G3
Lineage: Eukaryota; Parabasalia; Trichomonadida; Trichomonadidae
Exons: 1
Coding region: 1-780 (259 amino acids)
Source: RefSeq, a predicted model, not a curated record
AUGAGUGACGUUACAGAUCUUGAUACAGAGCUUAGAACUAAUCUUUGUCUAAUGAAUGAUCUUUUCGAUAACAUUCUUAGCAGCGCGAAAAUCCAACAAAACAAUCUUCCAGUUGUAGAUUUAACAACAAGUCAAGAUUUUGCUGCAAUGGGAGAAAUGUUAUUAGGAAAAUUAUCAUUAAUAGAGAACUGCUGUGAUACUGCAGCAGCUUCUACCCAAAAGAAAUACGAUGCAAGAACAAUUAAAGAUAAAAUUGCCGUCAGAAAGAAAGAACUUGCCGCCUUAGAAUCAGAAAACUCCGCAUUGGUAGAAACAGCUAAACGUCAAGAAAAGGCGCUUAGAAAACUGAAUGCUUCUAGUGAUGACACUAUUGAAGCACAACAAAACGUUAUGAAGCUUAAAAGCCAACUCCAAGCCGCACAAAAAGAAAUCAAGCUACUUGAAGAAAGAAGGCACGAUCUUCUUGCAGAAAAUAGAAGAUUAAAAGGUGAAGUAAACAUACAGCAGAAAUCAAUGUCAGGCGAAGCACAAGUAGCGCCACAACAGACAGAUGAAGAAAUUAGAGCUGCAAUUGCAAAUUUGAAACAAAAAGAAGAUGAAUUAGUUGAAAGAAGAGAAAGAGAGAAGAAAGCAUACUUAAAGAAGAUGGCAUCAUUAAAACAACAGAAAGAUGCUUUAGCUCAGCAAAAAGCUGAUUUGGAACAGAGAAUCAAAGAAAAAGAAAUGCAAUUAAAGUUAAUUCAUGAAAAGAGCAAGAAACCAAUCGGCUAUAGAAAAUAA